UUUCCAAAAACGCUCGUGGAGAGAUAUCUUUCUUCUUCUUCUUCUCUACCGAAACGCGUGAAGAGGAGUGAGUUUCUGCGGAUCUGAAUCGAAGCAAGGUAGCAAUCAUGGGUUGGAUCGGAGAAACAGUAGACUCGAUCAAAUCAAUCAAGAUCCGUCAGCUUCUCACCCAGGCCAUCACGCUCGGUAUGAUCGUGACGUCUGCAUUGAUAAUAUGGAAGUGUUUGAUGUGUGUGACUGGCACUGAGUCUCCAGUGGUCGUUGUUCUCUCGGGAAGCAUGGAACCUGGCUUUAAGAGAGGGGAUAUAUUGUUCUUGCACAUGACCAAGGAGCCUAUUCGAGCAGGCGAGAUUGUUGUUUUCAAUGUUGAUGGUCGUGACAUUCCCAUCGUCCAUCGUGCCAUCAAAGUUCAUGAGAGGGAAAACACUGGACAUGUUGAUGUUCUAACAAAAGGUGACAACAAUGACGUGGAUGACAUUGGUCUCUAUGCUGAUGGACAGUUUUGGCUUCAUAGGCACCAUAUAAUGGGCAGAGCUGUUGGGUUCUUGCCUUAUGUUGGAUGGGUCACUAUUAUCAUGUCAGAGAAGCCUAUCAUCAAGUAUAUACUCAUUGGUGCAUUGGGUUUGCUCGUUAUAACAUCCAAAGACUGAGACAACAUACAAAUAAGCAUGUCUGUGGUCAGGGAAGUGGCUUCUUCAACUGCAACCCUCAUCAUCAUAUUUUUUGUCAUGUCCUUAAACCUAAUAACAAAUCAGAUUUUAUAAUUUAUACAAUUUUGCCUUUUAAGUCAGCAA
This is a messenger RNA of Brassica napus (rape), 794 nucleotides long. Its product is annotated as signal peptidase complex catalytic subunit SEC11A-like. The coding region runs from base 108 to 650 and encodes 180 amino acids. Gene Ontology annotation, molecular function: serine-type endopeptidase activity. Gene Ontology annotation, cellular component: signal peptidase complex; membrane. The record is from RefSeq and is a predicted model, not a curated record. The transcript has 8 exons. Lineage: Eukaryota; Viridiplantae; Streptophyta; Magnoliopsida; Brassicales; Brassicaceae.